This is a messenger RNA of Aspergillus puulaauensis, 2622 nucleotides long. RefSeq names its product putative alpha-glucosidase (gene agdC). NCBI's taxonomy places the organism in Eukaryota, Fungi, Ascomycota, Eurotiomycetes, Eurotiales, Aspergillaceae. Gene Ontology annotation, biological process: carbohydrate metabolic process. The record is from RefSeq and is a predicted model, not a curated record. Bases 1 to 2622 code for a protein of 873 amino acids. The transcript has 7 exons. Gene Ontology annotation, molecular function: carbohydrate binding; hydrolase activity, hydrolyzing O-glycosyl compounds.
AUGUUGAGGGCCCUGUUUGUCCUACCUCUUGUCGGGGCUGCAGUGAUCGGGCCCAGGCAAAACAAUCAAAGUUGUCCUGGAUAUAAGGCAUCGAAUAUUCAGGAAGGUGACAAUACCCUGUCCGCGGACCUGACCCUCGCUGGGACACCUUGCAACACAUAUGGCACUGAUUUGAGAGACUUGAAGUUAUUGGUUGAGUACCAAACCGACCAGCGUCUCCAUGUCAUGAUUUACGAUGCCGAUGAACAGGUCUACCAAGUCCCUGAGUCGGUUCUGCCGCGUGCAGAUAGCGGCAAUAGCAACCGAGAAAGCUCCGAUCUUAAAUUUGAUUACACCGAAGACCCCUUUUAUUUUACAGUAUCUAGAGAAGACGAAGUUCUUUUUGAUACUUCCGCGUCCAAUCUCGUUUUUCAAUCGCAGUAUUUAAAUAUCCGCACUUGGUUACCCGAUGACCCUAAUCUGUAUGGCCUUGGAGAGCACACAGACUCUCUUCGAUUGGAGACGACUAACUACACUCGCACUUUGUGGAAUCGUGAUGCUUACGGAAUUGAUCCGGGAACCAAUCUGUACAGCAGUCACCCUGUGUACUACGACCAUCGAGGCAGUGAUGGCACUCAUGGCGUUUUUCUGGCCAACUCUAACGGUAUGGACAUCAAAAUCAAUAAGACUCAGGAUGAAAAGCAAUAUCUUGAGUAUAAUAUCCUCGGGGGUGUUUUUGAUUUUUACUUCUUUACCGGCUCCACCCCUAAGGAGGCCAGUAUGCAGUACGCGGAGGUUGUUGGGCUUCCUGCCAUGCAGAGUUACUGGACAUUUGGUUUCCAUCAAUGCCGAUACGGCUACCGUGAUAUUUAUCAGGUGGCUGAGGUGGUAUAUAAUUACAGCCAGGCUAAAAUUCCGUUGGAAACUAUGUGGACCGACAUCGACUAUAUGGAGUUGAGAAGAGUGUUUACACUUGACACCGAAAGAUUCCCCCUCAAGGACAUGCAAGAGCUUGUCGAUUACCUCCACGACCAUGAUCAGCAUUAUAUAGUUAUGGUUGAUCCCGCGGUGAGCGUGUCCGACAAUCCCGGUUACCACCGGGGUGUUGAGCAGGAUAUCUUCCUAAAGACGCAGAAUGGCAGUCUCUACCAGGGUGCCGUGUGGCCUGGUGUAACCGUCUACCCCGAUUGGUUCCAUCCGGAGAUUCAGGAAUACUGGAAUGGGGAGUUCAACAAAUUCUUUGAUGCUGAUACUGGCUUCGACAUUGAUGGUCUGUGGAUUGAUAUGAAUGAAGCCUCAAACUUCUGCCCCUUUCCCUGCACCGACCCAAAGACAUACUCGAUUGAAAACGACCUCCCACCCGAUCCACCCGAUAUCCGGCCCAGUAACCCUCGUCCGUUGCCUGGCUUCCCCGACAGCUUUCAGCCUAACUCCUCGAAGCGAUAUCUGGAGAGAUCGCAAGGGAAUAAAGUUGGACUACCUAACCGCAACCUUCUCUACCCGCCGUACAAAAUCCAGAAUGAUGCCGGUCUCCUAAGCGACAAAACCAUCCAAACAGAUAUUAUCCACGCGGGAGAAGGGUAUGCCGAAUAUGACACUCACAAUAUCUAUGGAACUAUGAUGAGCACCGCUUCCCGCAUUGCAAUGCAGCAACGUCGUCCCGACGUUAGGCCCUUUAUCAUCACUCGUAGCACUUAUGCAGGUGCCGGGGCACAUGUCGGGCACUGGACCGGCGACAGUCUCAGCACAUGGGAGCAGUACCGCAUCUCGAUCGCCCAGAUGAUAGCUUUCGCGUCAAUGUUCCAAAUCCCUAUGAUGGGGACUGACGUCUGCGGAUUUGGUUCAGACACCACCGAAGAGCUGUGUGCUCGAUGGGCCUCGCUCGGGGCGUUCUAUACUUUCUACCGCAACCACAAUGAGUAUGGCUCGGCUCCCCAGGAGUUCUAUCAGUGGGAAACGGUGACCGAUGCUGCAAUCAAGGCAAUCACCAUCCGAUAUAGAUUACUUGACUAUAUCUACACUGCUUUCCAGCGACAGAGCGAAACUGGCGAGCCUUUCCUACAGCCGCUAUUCUACUUGUAUCCCGAGGACGAAAACACUUUUGACAAUGACCUACAGUUCUUUUACGGCGAUGCUCUACUUAUCAGUCCCGUCGCCGAGGAAAACUCAACUUCUGUCGAUGCAUACUUUCCCGAUGACAUUUUCUACGAGUUCUACACGGGCACCCAAAUCCAAGGGCAAGGUGCACCGAUCACCCUCACCGACAUUGAUAUAACCGAUAUCCCCAUCCACAUCCGCGGCGGGAGCAUCAUCCCGCUCCGGUCAUCCGGUGCGAUGACAACUACCGAGCUACGCAAGAAGCCCUUCCAGCUCAUCGUCGCCCCCGGUUCAGACGGGACGGCCUCUGGUAGCCUUUACGUCGACGACGGAGACUCUCUUGAGCAGAACAAUACUACUAACAUCGAGCUCGAGUAUCGCAAUGACUUCCUGUCCAUUGAUGGGCAGUUUUCGCGUGACUUCCCCGUUAACAUUGAGAGCGUCACCUUGCUCGGUCAGACAUCAACCAACUCUACUCAGAACCGGAAGCAAGUGGUAAACAAGAGGCUGGUACUUACGAAGCCCACGAGGGUGAAACUAGCUUAG